AUGAACAAUUGGACGAUGGAUAUCAUACAAAACAAAGGCCCUCAAGAAGCUUCCGAGAUUUACUACUGGCAACAGAUGUGGUGGUUUAACGACCAAGAUCAACUCGACAAUGCUUCUAUCGAGCAGCUUCGGCAUCGCUUUACAAAUAUUUGGCUUCCUGGAUUGACGGCUCAGGAACGACAAGAUCUCAUGUUUCUUGUCGUUGAUAAGGCGGCGCUGAAUUCUGUUUCAGUCGUUGAUGAGGAUGUGCUCAACACUCCUGAUUUGAGACUGCCAGAGCAUUAUAGGGGCGAGUAUCGCUGUAUCAAGGCUUGGGAUCGCAAUACAUCGGAGAAAGACAGCGUGUAUCCUCGUUGGAAGAAGGUCAGCGUCCCAGAAGUCUUCUGUCUGUAUGAGAUAGCUUUACGCAUUGAAAACAAGAGGAUGAAGGCACUUCGCUCAAGAUCUACAGACUGA
Messenger RNA from Aureobasidium vineae, 456 nucleotides. NCBI's taxonomy places the organism in Eukaryota, Fungi, Ascomycota, Dothideomycetes, Dothideales, Saccotheciaceae. The record is from the annotation of a GenBank genome assembly.